GUGGCUAUUUUUUUUUUCUUCUUCUUUACUUAAAUUCUCUAUGGUGAGGCUAGUAAUGCGGAAACUUCACACUUAAGAGGAAAAUAAUCAACUUCAAUCACUUACAAGAAGUAAGAAAUGUUAUUACAUUGAUAUAAAAGGCUUAACAACAUGACUACUUUUACUAGUAUUGUACAAAAAUAUUUUAACAUAAAUCGUUGCUGUUUAUCUGCAAAACCUUUUUUUAUAUAAGCAGGAUAUGACUGCUCAGUGCGGUCACAGUGGUGUAGUUAGCGUUGAACUCUGAAAGUAUCAGUACACAGCUGUGUUUUCCACACACAAGCAACUUACAAAAUCUGACUCUAAACGACUGAAAAUGUGCAAGAGGAACAGCACAGGAAUUGAUUCUGUGAGGAACAGAAGAUACAAAAGAGCUACAGUGUGUUUGGUGCUGCAGUGCGUUCUUCUGGUCGAGGCGAUCAUAUUGCUGGGUCUCGAACUCAGAACAAAGACUGAUGAGUAUGAAAACAGUGAGGACAAAUACAACCAACAAAGGAACAAGGAACGUGAUGAGAUCCAAGGCUUGUUAAAAGAGAAAGAUAAAUUGGAGAAAGACAUUAGCAACACGAUUAAUCAAAAUAACCAGUUAAAUGAGGAGAAAAAACAACUGUUAGCACAAUUUUUGGAUGGAUGGAAGUGCAAUCAAUCCAGUUUAUACUACAUUUCCUCUGACACGAAGAACUGGGCUGAAAGUAGAGAAGACUGUUUGAACAGAGGAGCAGAUCUGAUCAUCAUAAACAACAGAGAGGAACAAGAGUCUUUUAAAACUAAUGCUGAAUUCUGGAUUGGUCUAAAUGACAGUGAUGUGGAGGGCACAUGGAAAUGGGUUGAUGGCAGCACACUGACCUCUGGGUUCUGGGCGUCUGGACAGCCCAACAUGGACAAAGAGGAAAACUGUGCUGUGCUGAAUCCAUUAGGGUGGUAUGGUUAUCCAUGUGAUAAUGUUUUUAAAUGGAUAUGUGAGAAAAAAAGCACCUUAAAAUAAAAUCUGUAAUGUGAUGGCUAAUAGAAAGCAGGUAAAAAAAAAAAUAGUUACACUUGUAUUUGGAAAAAAAUAAUAGUUGUACUUUUUUGUAAGCUAUAAGUCCUACUGUAUUAAAUCAUCAUUAUUAAAUUAAGCAAAUUAAUUUGUGUUUCUGUUAUAUUUUAUUGUUGCAUGUGUGCAGCUUCUCGUCAUGUUAAUAUGUACUCAACAUAAAAAAAAUAAAUAAAAAAAACGACAAAAAAAAAAAUAAAAAAAAAACACACAGUUCCAAUAUCUCAAUACCACUGAUGCCAAAAGCAGAACUACCAAACGAUGAGCUCCAACACACAUCAGAUCAAGAGUCUGCAGCCUCACACUAGGAACAACAGACUUAUUUUAAAUCUAAGCUAACGGCUUAAAUCUGACAAACAACAAAAAGCAUUUCCUAUGAUGCUGAGGAGACGGUAGAAAUUUAGGGAAUAUUCAGUCUUUAUUUCCACAGACAUGAACUGAAACCUGUGUACAUCUGAGCACUUAACAGCAUCAGUCUGCUUUUAACCAAUAAUAUAUAAGUUUCUCAAUCAAGUAGCACAAAAUUUGUCUGGCUAACGUGUAAAGACAAAUUUGUUGACUCCACUAAAGCUCACAAGAUGACAUUGUGAAAUUCAUGUUAAUUUUUUCAGUUCAACUUCACAGUUUUUGUUAUGUUGGUAAUAUCAUUUGUAAUUAUAUAAAAAAAGAGCAUUCAAAGGCUGAAUAUUUAAAUCAUUACUUUUUAAUGGAUUUGUUACAAGACUUGAUCAGUUCUAGUUUCCUACAGCUAAAAUAUGCCACAAAGUUGCUGUGAGACAUUUUGACCAUAGUGGUUUUGAGUCUCGACAGCAUAAGUGUAGGAAUAGAAGCUCAGAGCAGUACAGUCCCAGAACAGACACAGAACAACAUUCACCAUCUGAAUGAUUUUCAAUACAUUAUUAAAAGUUAUCAAAAAAGUUGCCUUUUUAUCAUCUUAACAGGAUAUCACAUGUUCAUGACCACAGUUGCAAAAACAGAACACUUCAGAGCAGUGCGGUUCACUUAAAGCAACGUCAUGACUUUUUCAUAAUUACUGCAGCUUCAGAUCCUGACAACAUGUUUCAUAGCAAGGCUUGAAAUUGUGACCAUUUUGGUUGUGCAUGUACCUGAAAUUUAUUCUGUGCAGCCUAAAUUUAUUUGGAAGCAUUUGUGCAAGUGAAAAUAAUUGUUUGUGUUUGUGUGUGUGUACCUGAGGGGGUGGUGUUCUCAUCUCCCUCUCAGCCUCGCCCACCAGGACAGCCACGGCUGCUCUCGCUGCCUCCUCUCUGGCCUGCCGUUUGCUCGAGGCACUCAUGGGGAGGAAGGUGCGCGGGGGGCAUCUUCACUCGGUAACUGAACCUGAAAGACAGAGAGACUGUGAGAAGAGAGACUGACAGGUGUGUGACACGUGAUCUACAUCAGGGGUGUGUGUGUGUGUGUGCGCGUGUGCGUGUGUGUGUGUGCGUGCGUGCCUCUGAGCGUUGGGGGGCCCCGUUUGCUCCACAAACUCUAUUGUGAGCUCCUCCCCACGAGCGCUGGCGUAUCGGCGCAGGCCAGAGAGGGGUUGUGGUAAGAGGCAGUCGAGCAGCCCUGGCCGUCCUUGGCUUGAUGUCUAGGACAGAGAGAAACUCUUGAUUAGAUCAUGUGACACAGAAAAUGAAGCAUUAUGGGAAUAAAAGCGUGUGGUAACUGAACGUCUGACUCUAGUUCUGUAUUAAACGGGGCUGAAGAACCUCCUACAGAAAUCCAUACGGGUCGCUACAGGUUUGUGUCACGGAGCGUCUCGCCUGUUUUUCCUGUAAUAAUCAAUGGAAAACAUUCCCAGACACUUAUAUGGUUUCUAGUUGGAGUAGUUUGAGCACUAUUAGUGUGUUUAUUGAAAUCUCACAUUCCCAGAGCGGAAUAUGAAGCAUCUCCUGAAACAAAAGCAUAAAGCUGAACUCCAGUGUGACCAAAUGAAAGUGUUCCAGCUCUAAUAUUAAAAGGACACAUUUGGUUGUUUCACGGCCAGAUCUUGGACUUCUACAGAUUAAUUCUCAUCUCUACAGCAGUUUCCAUCUCUCUAGAGUUUCUCUCUCUGUCAUCACACUCUUUCUGUGCUUUCAGUCUUCUCUCACCCUCUCCAGCAGCGGCCCUCUCUUCUUCAGCUCCUGGCCAAUCCUGACCCGUGCUGUGAAUCUAACAGAGAAAGAUGAGGGAGAAGGAGAGAGACGUCAGUCACAGCAGAUCCUCCAGAUUAAAAAAGUCUUAAUUUCUUAAUUUCUAUUAAACCCCAGGAGGUCUAUCGGAAGUCUUCGAAUCACGAAACACUUUUAGGCUGAAACUCAGAACAACAAACACAAAGAGAAGAAUGAAACAGUGCUUGAAGUUCCUGCAACAGAAGAAAAUGAAACUGAUUCUGUUCACAUCUACUGAAAUGAUCAAGUCAGUCUGUUCACAUAUACUGAAAUGAUCAAGUCAGUUUUACAGCUAUGUUAUGAGGCCACGAGAAACAGAUGGAAAGGAGUUUCAAUAGCAUCUUUGUGACGAAACACGAGUCUUGUUCAGAUCAGAAGUGAAAACACAUGAACAGAUGAAAUAAAUCAGGGAUCCUCUUCAGCUUCUAGCCCGUAUCAGAGCCUCAACAGCUGGAUUUGAUGUUUCUUUCUGCACAUUAUGACAUUCAGAAGAAAUAUUCUGAUUCUUACCACUUCUCCUCUUCUUGUCAUGCUCACACAUAUACACA
This is a messenger RNA of Megalobrama amblycephala (Wuchang bream), 3779 nucleotides long. RefSeq names its product CD209 antigen-like protein D. NCBI's taxonomy places the organism in Eukaryota, Metazoa, Chordata, Actinopteri, Cypriniformes, Xenocyprididae. The coding region runs from base 356 to 1024 and encodes 222 amino acids. The record is from RefSeq and is a predicted model, not a curated record. The transcript has 5 exons.